Messenger RNA from Notodromas monacha, 1818 nucleotides. The record is from the annotation of a GenBank genome assembly. Lineage: Eukaryota; Metazoa; Arthropoda; Ostracoda; Podocopida; Cyprididae.
AUGACGAGAACAGCAGCCCCUUCGGAUACCCCUUCAUUGAAGGUAUACUUUGUGAAACGCUCGCCCAUACUUCGUCAAAAUGUUGUAUAUGUGACUCUUCUCAAGUCUGUGUUUUCUCGUAAGAAUGGUGACUUGGAGGAGACGCCUCAUACAGUGAUGAACCUCGGAGAUGAGGAACUCAGGGAGGAUUCGAUGAAGGGUGCUAUGUCUGAUUCGAUUCAAGCUAUGCCGCGUGAAAAUCAUUCAUCUCGUCAAGAAGACCCGAUAUCACAACCUGUAGACCGUACACCUGCUGUUCAUAAUCUGCCCGUAGAGGCUGCCUCUGAGUCUUUGAAUGACACUAAGCUGCCACCGGCUAACAGGAUGAGGGAUUCUCCUGAAAUUCAUGCCACUGAGGCAGAAAGGAAAGCGAGCAUCAGCGCGAACGAUUUUGUGACCAAUAGAGGAAAGAGCAAGAGCGUCAUGAACGAUGAGUCAUCAAUUUCAAGAAUGUCACAUCCGGGAGUGAAAUUAAAUUUUACCGGAGCAAAACAACCGCCCGUCAUUAUUUCGAAUGCCGGUGAAAACCUAUCGUUUGACGAAGAAACUUUGAACGCUCGCGAUUCGUACAGAUCAGGGAAUUCAGCAAAUGGAAACUUAGGAACGCAUCGUUCAUCAGACGAAAUAUCAUCUUUCGAUUCUUUUGGAGUCAAAUCUUCCACUGGAAGACUCGUUGGAUUUGGGAAUGCCCUGGAAUCGAGUAUUCCGACAAAAAUUGUGCCGCGUGGAAGCAUGGUUGGGAGAAACAAUGCAGCCAAUGCUCGUUCAUCAUCAGUGGCGUUCGUGGAUAGAUACUCGAGUUCGGAUAGUUCUGAAGUUGCGCACAAUGAGGAAAACUCGCCCUCAUUUCGGCGACCAUUCGUGAUGCAAACACAAGGAACUCCGGUUGCAGAAUGUAAUUCUACAUCGUUCCCGUAUGUUACGGACGAAGAAGGUACACGUUCUGAAAAUGGGACCCUCAAGAAUAUCGGAAAUAUUAUCGGAGCGUUUUCACCAAAAUCACCGAAAAGUUUUUCAUCGUCCGGGAAGGACCAGCGAGCUUCUUAUGACGUGGAUGAAACUCCAUACGUAUCUGCAGCUGCAGCUGCCGUAACCAAAAUGAAGUCCACCACACGAAUGGAGAAAGGAGCAAGGCAAUCCAUGCACGAGGUCGAAGGGAAGGCCUUCGCGGCUGCUAGAAGAACCGGUGCAGUUGAGCAGCAGGAACACUUCAUUGCUCAGGAAAUGAAGAAAACUUCACAAAUUGUCACCUUAUUCAACCUGCCCGAGGACCCUUCAUCGAAGCGGCGAAGGACAAAGAGCACCUCCAGCAGUGAUUCUGGGACGAACAUUGACGCUUACGACGAUGUUCCGUCUGCUCGCGGUCAUCUAUUCUCUGGAAUCGUGAGAGCUGAGCCCGCAAUAAUUUUACCGGAGACGAAGUCAGACCUUGCUGUUGCAAUGCAGAGCGAUAAAUUAUAUCCGAGGCGAGACCCCCGGAUGAAGAUUGACAUUCCAAAAGGUGUUCUUCCAAAUGUUGCUGCGAUUGUAGACUCUGAAGGUGAAAUCAAAGCCACCGCGAGGAUAGCCUCGAAGACGCGUACAGUUCAAACAGUUACCUACAAAACGGAAAAAGACGGACUUCUGGAAACUCGCGUGGAGCAGAAGAUAACUUUGCAGUCAGAUGGAAGCGCAGUUGAUCAUGACCAAGCAUUCGCUAAAGCAAUACACGAUGCAACAUCUAUGGAUCCCAAUAUGGCUGUUGAAAAGAUCGAAAUUCAGCGAAACGCUUUUCGUUGA